Messenger RNA from Mytilus trossulus (common blue mussel), 1589 nucleotides. RefSeq names its product collagen alpha-1(XII) chain-like. The transcript is spliced from 6 exons. The coding region runs from base 41 to 1438 and encodes 465 amino acids. NCBI's taxonomy places the organism in Eukaryota, Metazoa, Mollusca, Bivalvia, Mytilida, Mytilidae. The record is from RefSeq and is a predicted model, not a curated record.
AAGACUUUUAUGUAUAUGUAUAUAUUUAUGACAAACAAAUAUGGAUUUAUUUAUUUCUGUUGUGUUAGUUUGGUCAAUUCUAAGUUGCUUACAUGUAUGCGUUGAAGGUUGUGUCGAAAAAGCCGAUAUCGUUUUUCUCAUAGAUGCGUCGGGUAGUGUUCGGCCCGCUAAUUUCAAAAAGGAACUCGAAUUUGCAUCGGAAAUGGUUGGAAACCUGACGAUAGGCUCUGAUUAUGUCCAUAUAGGGGUAGUAACUUUCGAUUCCCAGGCUUAUCUACGCCUAAAGAUAGGACAAUAUAACGAGACGGCAACAAUUCAGGAUGCUAUUAUGAAAAUUCCAUAUACAAGUCAAGGAACUAGUACAGAUGUAGCACUGCAAUUUGUUUUUACCAAAGUUUUUGUCCCACAAGCUGGUGACCGACCUAAUGCUAAAGAUGUCCUUGUUGUCUUGACGGAUGGAGUUUCCAGAAAUCCAGCAAAUACUGCAAAACAGGCCUAUUUCUUUAAAGAGAAACAUAUCCAAGUUAUUAGUGUGGGUAUUGGAGGAAAUACAAACAAAGAUGAGUUAACAGACAUGGCUUCUAUUCCUGAAUACGUUUUUAAUGUCCACGAUUUCUCAAAACUUGCGACACUACAAGCAACUAUUAAGGCUUUAGCAUGCAAUACUGAUGCAUCACCAGGGGGUAGCACAUGUUUGAUACCUUUAGUGUUAGGGCCUAAUCUUGCUACUGAUCAUAAUUUGGUCAGAUCAAUUGUCAUAACAAUAACAAUGAAGUUACUCAUUGUUGCUUUCCUUUUUUUCGUAGUUAAAACGCUACUUGUAGUUCAAGCUAUAGGAUGUGUAGAAAAAGCAGACAUUGUUUUUCUCGUUGAUGCAUCUGGUAGCGUGGGCGCAACAAACUUCAAGAAAGAACUAGAGUUCGUUUCAACGAUAUUGUCCAACUUUACCAUAGAUCCAGACCACGUACAAGUAGGCGUUGUAACGUUCGACAGCACAACGUAUCUACGAAUAAAACUAAACCAGUAUAAUAAUACACAAUCUAUACGAAACGCCGUGAAAGGAAUACCAUACACUGGUCAGCUGACAAAUACUGAUAUAGCCCUUCAGUUCAUACUCAGUAAAGUUUUUGUUCCAAGUGCCGGAGAUCGAUCAGAUGCGAAAGAUGUAUUGGUUAUUUUGACAGAUGGUGUGUCAGGAAAUCCAUUAAAUACCGCAAAACAGGCAUACAUUUAUAAAGAAAAACAUAUUCAAGUUAUAAGCGUUGGCAUUGGGAGAGGCGCUAACAAAGAGGAACUCACAAACAUGGCAUCCGUUCCAGGAUAUGUUUUUCAAGUCACAGAUUUUAGCAAACUUCUAGGCAUACAAAAAACCAUCCAUGCAUUGUCCUGCAAUAAUGACGUUAUCACAACACCUUCACUGCAGUGGAUGUUUGGAUGAAUAAAUCAUUAAGACGGCAGCAGUAAAUGGUAAAGACUACUGUAACGUUUUUAAUGAUUUAAAUUAAAUAGAAAAAAAACUUAAAGUGUUGUUAUAAAACCUGAUCAAAAGAAUUGAGCAAUACCUUUGCUGCAUGUAUUCAGACAAAAUA